Molecule: messenger RNA, 2220 nt
Organism: Poecilia reticulata (guppy)
Lineage: Eukaryota; Metazoa; Chordata; Actinopteri; Cyprinodontiformes; Poeciliidae
Source: RefSeq, a predicted model, not a curated record
AGGUCGCAUUACAUAAAAAAAAAUCGGAAUUGGGUCACUUCAGGCUGUAGUGUGAACAGCUAGUUCUGAAAGUAGCCAGAGUAACAUUAUCUAAGAAAGAUUUUAGGCAAAUAAUGUAAUGAACAUGUUUUGUACAGACCUAUAUUAAUCUGUUCAAGGCAGCAUAGGUCACUUUUAAUUGAUCCAGGAUGGCCUAUUAUUUGUUUAUUUAGUUAUUUCAACCAGCUUGCUUUUCUAGAAGUUCACUGUGCUCUUAUUGGCCAACGAAGUUUCCAAAUUUUAAGAAGUUGUGCCCUAAUGUUAUGUAAUCCGAGAACUUCAGAACAGGUUGCCUAAUAAGUCAUGUUUUCUUGCAGGUUUUAUAAGCGGGAAGGUUUUUUAAAUGCACAUAAAAGCCACAGAUUUUCCAAAACGCUUGAGCAGCUUCAUUGGAAUAAGUUUGGAGUUUCACAGACUCUUACUGCAAUCACUGAAACGGAAACGGCCUGUCCAAAGCUUCAGCCUUAAACUACUGCUUUCAUUUUCACACGCACGAUCAUGUCUGACACCACGUUUUCGGAUUUUCUGCAGGAGGUUCUACAAGGUCUCAAAACCUUAAUUGCAAAACCCCAUGUGAGAUGCAUGAACCUGGACUGUUUACCACACCAGCGGAUGAAACAUUUCUCAAAAAUUCCACGCCAUCUGCUGGAUAUUUUGUGUUUACGUCAGCAAUGAACUUGUCCGACCGGAAUGUGCAGUAAAACAGACAUCACAUGCAAAGCAGGGCAUUCCUCACUUCCCCUUUCUGACUGUAUCCGCCUCUACUUCUACAUAUAUAAGUAUGUAGUUACUAUUAUCACAAACUGAACCCUCUGGCAGGUUUGUAAGAAUCUUUUUUGCUGAAUUGUUCAGAGGUAAGAUGCCCAGCCGAAGAUUUUUUAUCUGCUUCUUCCUGUUUUUCAUUUGCCUCAUCUGUUGCCAUGAAGCCAUGCCUGCUAAUCUCAAACAGGAGAGGCUGAAUGAUAGACCAGUGAUUGGUGUUUUGACUCAGAUGGUCUCAGAUGAUGUCAUGAAACCUUUUGGAGCGACAUACAUACCCGACUCUUACGUCAACUACAUCGCGUCGGGGGGAAGCAGGGUGGUGCCGAUCAGAUUGACUCUUUCUACUGCAGAGUAUGAAAGCAUCUUCAAGAAGAUAAAUGGCCUGUUUUUCAUCGGUGGAGCCGUGGAUUUGAAGACCUCAGACUUUGCCAGGGUGGCGAAGAUUUUUUAUAAACUCGCUCUGACGGCCAACGAUGCAGGGGAUUUCUUCCCCAUCUGGGGAACCUGUCUGGGCAUGCAGCUGCUCACUGUGCUGGUGGCCGAAGAGAAUCUGCUCUCAGCAACUCCGGCUAGAAAUGUGGCUUUGCCCCUCAACUUAACCACAGAGGCCCACUCCAGCAGGAUGUUCCAAGGUUUUUCUAAAGAGCUAAUAAAAGCUUUGACAGAAGAACCUCUGACUGGCAAUUUUCACAAAUAUGGCCUGACAGUACAGACUUUCCAGGAAAACGAGAAGCUGAGCGGUUUCUUCUCCCUGCUGUCGACAAACGUCGCCGAAAAUGGAGCUCAGUUUGUCUCCACCAUUGAAGGUAAAAGGUAUCCGUUCUACGGAGUGCAGUGGCAUCCCGAGGUGAACCGCUUUCAGUGGAACAGAAAUCUUAGCUUCCCUCACUCCAGUCAUGCCAUUCAGGUGUCGUCGCAGCUAGCUGAGUUUUUUAUCAAUGAAGGACGGAAGAGUUUCCAUCAUUUUGACUCUCCUGAGGAGGAAGACGCUUCAUUGAUCUACAAGUUCACUCCUGUCUACACUUCAAACUUUACUGCCUAUGAGCAGGUCUAUUUCUUCUAGGUUUUGGAGGAUGCCAAAGCCUGCUAGACGCCUGCAUUUCUUUUUGAAAUGUGAAGAUGUGGCUUGAAUUUGAGUGCAACAUUAAAUAAUUUUACUUAGAAAAAUAUUAUUUAAAGCCAUGAUAAGGUUAAAAUAAAUGUGAUUGAUACUGUGGAUUUAUGAAGACGGGUAUUUCAAAAAGAGAGCGCUUUUUACCCACUCCAGUAAAGUUGAGGCUAUAUAUUGCUGCAUAUUUUCUUUUAUUUUAGAGUUUUUCACCUUCUUGAUAACUUUGUAUGAAUUGUAUCUUCAAAUAAAGUAAAAAUGAUUGAAUGCUAAUGUCAUUAUUGAUAUUAAAAGUUAUUUUUCUUUCUGAA